CGCCGCUGACCCGCGCGCGCCCAGGCUCGCCCCCGCCGCGAGGCAGGCCCCCGACCAUGGUGAAGGACCCCAGCCCGCACGUAGAAGGCAGCGGCACGGAACGUUCCAAGGAGGGUUCCAGAAGCUCCAUCCCGGGGCCUGAGCCCGAGAGGCACGAGCGACUGCGGGAGAAGAUGGGGCGGCUGCUGGAGUCCGGUGACAAGUGGUUCUCCCUGGAGUUCUUCCCGCCCCGGACCUCCCAGGGCGCCGCAAACCUCAUCUCCAGGUUUGACCGGAUGGGGGCCGGCGGCCCCCUCUUCAUAGAUGUGACCUGGCACCCUGCAGGGGACCCUGGCUCCGACAAGGACACGGCCUCCAUGGCCAUCGCCAGCGCCGCCGUCAACUACUGUGGCCUGGAGACCGUCCUGCACAUGACCUGCUGUCGCCAGAGCCGGGAGCAGCUCACGGGCCACCUGAGCAAGGCUCGGCGACUGGGCCUAAAGAACAUCCUGGCGCUGCGCGGAGACCCCAUCGGUGACCAGUGGGAAGAGGAGGCCGGCGGCUUCAACUACGCCGUGGACCUGGUGAAGCACAUCCGGAGCGAGUUCGGAGACUACUUUGACGUCUGUGUAGCAGGUUACCCCAAAGGGCACCCCGACGCCGGGAGCCUGGAGGCCGACCUGCAGCACCUGAAGGAGAAGGUGGCCGCGGGGGCCGACUUCGUCAUCACGCAGCUUUUCUUCGAGGCCGACACCUUCUUCCGCUUCGUGGCGGCCUGCAGGGCACUGGGCAUCACCUGCCCCAUCCUCCCCGGCAUCUUCCCCAUCCAGGGCUACCACUCGCUGCGGCAGCUGGUCAAGCUGUCCCGGCUGGAGGUGCCGCAGCAGAUCCGCGACGUGAUCGAGCCCAUCAAGGACAACGACGACGCCAUCCGCAACUACGGCAUCGAGCAGGCCACCAGCCUGUGCCGGGAGCUGCUGGCCAGCGGCCUGGCGCCCGGCCUGCACUUCUACACCCUCAACCGCGAGGUGGCCACCAUCGAGGUGCUCCGGCGCCUGGGCCUGUGGAACGAGGACCCCAGGCGGCCCCUGCCCUGGGCCGUGAGCGCCCACCCCAAGCGGCGCGAGGAGGACGUCCGGCCCAUCUUCUGGGCCUCCAGACCCAAGAGCUACAUCUACCGCACCCAGGACUGGGACGAGUUCCCCAACGGCCGCUGGGGCCACUCCUCCUCGCCAGCCUUCGGCGAGCUGCGGGACUACUACCUCUUCUACCUGCAGAGCAGGUGCUCCCGGGAGGAGCUGCGGCAGAUGUGGGGCGAGGAGCUGGCGGGGGAGCACAGCGUCUUCCAGGUCUUCGCCCACUACCUGUCUGGGGAGCCCAACCCGCAGGGCCACCAGGUGACGUGUCUGCCGUGGAAUGACGAGCCGUUGGCGCCCGAGACGGACCUGCUGAAGGAGCAGCUGCUGCGCGUGAACCGCCGGGGCCUGCUCACCAUCAACUCCCAACCCCCCGUCAACGGCCGCCCGUCCUCCGACCCCGUGGUGGGCUGGGGCCCCAGCGGCGGCUACGUCUUCCAGAAGGCCUACCUGGAGUUCUUCACGUCCCGUGAGACGGUGCAGGCGCUGCUGCAGGUGCUGAAGAAGUACGAGCUUCGGGUCAACUACCACAUCGUGGACGUGAAGGGAGAGAACAUCACCAACGCCCCCGGCCUGCAGCCGAAUGCCGUCACCUGGGGCAUCUUCCCGGGCCGGGAGGUCAUCCAGCCCACGGUGGUGGACCCCGUCAGCUUCAUGUACUGGAAGGACGAGGCCUUCGCGCUGUGGACAGAGCAGUGGGGGAAGCUGUAUGAGGAGGGCUCCCCGUCCCGAGGGGUCAUCCAGCACAUCCACGACAACUACUUCCUGGUCAACCUCGUGGACAACGACUUUCCGCUGGACAGCUGCCUGUGGCAGGUGGUGGAGGACACGUUCGAGCUGCUCAACAGGCGCCCCCAGCAGGGCACCACCAGGGAGUCCGCGGCCCCGUGACCCACCCGCCAAC
Molecule: messenger RNA, 2019 nt
Organism: Sorex fumeus (smoky shrew)
Lineage: Eukaryota; Metazoa; Chordata; Mammalia; Eulipotyphla; Soricidae
Gene: MTHFR
Product: methylenetetrahydrofolate reductase
Exons: 12
Coding region: 57-2006 (649 amino acids)
Biological process (GO): tetrahydrofolate interconversion
Cellular component (GO): cytosol
Molecular function (GO): methylenetetrahydrofolate reductase [NAD(P)H] activity; FAD binding
Source: RefSeq, a predicted model, not a curated record